Messenger RNA from Guillardia theta CCMP2712, 255 nucleotides. RefSeq lists its product as hypothetical. The transcript has a single exon. Lineage: Eukaryota; Cryptophyceae; Pyrenomonadales; Geminigeraceae. The coding region runs from base 1 to 255 and encodes 84 amino acids. The record is from RefSeq and is a predicted model, not a curated record.
AUGAGCGGCCGCCCCCCUCGCAAGGCCAUUCCGAGCGCGCAGGAGGCGAAUCAGUACAUCAAGUCGCGGCUGCAGCCCUUCCUGGUGAAGGGCCUGACGGAGCUCGCAAGAGCGAAGCCGGCGGACCCGCUGCGGUACCUGGCGACGUGGAUGCUCGAGAACAACCCGAACCGACCGAUGGGGGGUGAGCAGAGCGAUGGAGGAAGGGCAGGAGUGAAAACCAACACUGAGGAGGAGAAGAAUUUUGCGAGUUGA